CCGAGGUUUUCCAAAUUAUAACGUAGCCAUGUGUUAUUUAUUCAGUUCACCAUAACAAGUCACACGUUAUUUCACUGAACAUAAAGAAAUGUGGACUUAUAAAAGACUUUUGUAGCAUAGUUUUAGUUGUUUUAUUUACUUGAUAAAAUAUAUAUAUUUACGUACAUAUUUAUAUAGAUCUAUUGGAAAUAGAUCCAGAUCUAUAUUUACUUUAUUUAUAUUUCGUGACACACAUAAAAUUAAAGAAAAAAUGAGUGCUGAAAACGGCAACACGAAGCAAGGGUCAACCAGUUCACAUUCGAGUGAGGACGAUGCUGUAAAUCUGAAACCCAAAAUUUCACUUUUAAAUGGUGUGACGAUCAUCGUUGGAUCCAUUAUAGGAUCUGGCAUAUUUGUUAGUCCAAAAGGAGUUCUAGAAAACGCAGGGAGUGUUGGACUUUCAUUAAUAAUAUGGGUAAUGUGUGGAUUAUUUUCAAUGAUUGGUGCUUACUGUUAUGCGGAACUUGGAACGUCUAUAAUGAAAUCUGGAGCGGACUAUGCUUAUAUAUACGAAGCUUAUGGACCGUUCCUUGCAUUUUUAAGAUUGUGGGUAGAAUGUAUGAUUGUAAGACCGUGUUCACAGGCUAUCGUCGCGUUAACGUUUUCAUACUAUGUGGUAGAGCCUUUGUUUCCUGAUUGUGAACAGCCAGACGUUGCUGUCAGAUUGUUGGCUGUUGUUUGUAUAUUGAUCCUUACAUUUAUCAACUGCUAUGACGUGAAGUGGGCAACCCGUGUGCAGGAUUUGUUCACAUAUGCCAAGUUACUGGCGUUGGGAUUAAUUAUUAUAACUGGAAUGGUACAGUUGUGUAGAGGAGAGACUGAAUAUUUCCAAGAUCCGUUUGAGCACACGGAAACAAACAUAGCUAAAGCAACACUUGGCUUUUAUUCCGGGCUGUUUGCAUACAAUGGAUGGAAUUACCUGAACUAUGUUAUAGAAGAGUUAAAAGACCCUGUCAAAAACUGCCCGAAAGCUAUAUGGAUAUCCAUCAGUCUGGUAACGUUGGUGUACACGUUUGCUAAUGUAGCGUACUUUACUACGGUCAGCAGAACCGAGAUACUGAGUGGAGCAGCUGUAGCUGUGAUGUUUUCACAACGUCUGUACAGUUUCAUGUGGGUGAUAAUGCCGAUAUUUGUAUCACUCUCCACUUUUGGAGGUGUGAACGGUAUCCUCUUCACGUCAUCAAGAUUGUUCUAUGUUGGUGCCAGGGAGGGACAUAUGCCACAGAUCUUGUCUAUGGUACAGAUCAACAGGCUUACACCUAUGCCUGCAUGCUUGUUUAUGGGUCUACUAUCAUUGGUGUAUUUAACAUCGUCAGACAUGUACGCCCUCAUUAACUAUGUCAGUUUUGUUAACUGGCUAGCCAUUGGUCUCUCCGUAACGGUGCUUCUUUACUUUAGAUACACUAGACCAAACAUGAAUCGCCCAGUAAAGGUUGCUAUUAUAUGGCCGAUAAUUUAUGUAGUUAUGUCGGCGAUACUGGUACUCUUACCUAUGUACUCCAGCCCUGCUGAAACAGGGUUUGGUUGUCUCAUCAUUGCCACGGGUAUACCUGUAUAUCUAGUGUUUGUUUACUGGGAAAAUAAACCUAAAUCUAUAACAGAUUUCCUAGAUCGUGUUACUUUAGCCCUACAAAAACUGAUAAUGUGUAUCCCAGAAGAAGCUGUAGAGAAAAAGACUACUUAAAAAGACAUUUUGAAAAUAUUCGAGCUGUAGAACAAACAAGAUCAAAAAUACAAAUACAACAUCAAGCCCUUCCAUACAAUAAAAUAGAAGAUCCUAAACAUAAGAGCUAAACCUCAGUCACUAUAAAUACCGUAUAUAGGAAGGACUUUCCCAGAAAUGUCAAGGCUGGUUCCCUCAGCUUUCCAAGAAUCGUACAGUCAAGCUGACUCCCGGCUUACCAAGAGUUUUCCAGCCAAGAUGACAUGCGGUUUGAGGGAAUGGAACACGGGAGACGUACCAUUGUAAAAUAAAAAAAAAUUUAAAAGAAGAUUUUUAGGUACAGUAAUGUCACUGUUACCUCAUUUACACAAAAAAUUAAUUGUCAUAUUGAUAUACAUAUUUAUGGGUUAUGUAAAUGUUUUUCCUAGCUGUUCCUCUGUUAACUAUUUCACACAAAGAAUAGGUACCUUUAAGAGCAGUUAAGUAUAUUUGUAAAUAACAUGUACAUACAUGUUAGUUGUUAAUGAUUAUAAUAGUAAUUAAGAUAUUU
This is a messenger RNA of Ruditapes philippinarum (Manila clam), 2252 nucleotides long. RefSeq names its product large neutral amino acids transporter small subunit 2-like. Gene Ontology annotation, biological process: amino acid transmembrane transport. The transcript has 12 exons. Bases 251 to 1723 code for a protein of 490 amino acids. Gene Ontology annotation, cellular component: membrane. The record is from RefSeq and is a predicted model, not a curated record. NCBI's taxonomy places the organism in Eukaryota, Metazoa, Mollusca, Bivalvia, Venerida, Veneridae. Gene Ontology annotation, molecular function: L-amino acid transmembrane transporter activity.